AUGCUAGCAACUAAAUUGAAUGAGACACAACAGCAAGCUAGUGGACAUCACCAUCAACAGAAUGACAGCUGGUUUUGGGAACCUGAGACUUCAUCAACAUCAUCGAAGAAAGAUGACAAUGGUUCGCCUUAUGAGGAAGCCGACAUUGACUUGACAUCGAUUCCUCUUGAAACAAACGAACAUGAGUUGAUUGAGAAACUUCGUCGUCAAUUGCAUGAUCGUGAAACGAGAUUGAAAGUUCUUGGCGCCGACAAUUCUGUUUUGGUUGAGAAGCUUAAAGUUUCGAAUGCAGAAAUUCAAGACCUUAAUAGAAAUAUCGAAGAGUUGGAUCAACAGCAUCAAAUUGCGAUUGAAAAGGUUCUCGAUGUGAAGCAAAGUUUGCAAGAAAAAUUCAAUGCAGCCGCUGAUGAUAUCAAACAUUUUCAACAACAAAAGGCUGAACUUGUCAAAUGUCAUCAAGAAGCAAUCGACAGACUAGACGAUGAGAAAAGUGAGUUGAACUCUCAGUUGGAAGUGAAGACGUCAAGCCAUCGUGAACUAACGGAAAUCGCAAGAAAUUAUGAAGUUCAAAUUGACGAACUUUCAGAAGCAAAUCUCAAAUUUGAAUCGGAAAUCGCUGAACUGAAAGCGACUGUCAAUGAUGCGCCGGAGGUGAUUGUGAAUAAUGAUGACUACUUGAAAAAGAUUAAUUCACUCGUCAAUGGAAACUUCAAGUUGAACAUAACAUAUGAAAACGAAGAUCAAUUCAUUGACAUAUUUACCCAAUGGAUUACGUCAACAUCCGCAAAAAUACGUGAAAUGGACUUUGAAAUGUCGAAGUUAAUCGAUGAGAACAAGCUGAUAAAAGAUGAGUUGACAAAGUAUACGAAAGAGCGUGACAAUUUGAAGCGAGAACUUGUGAAUUAUGAAGUCGAAUGUUCGGAAUUGAUGAAGAACAACAACAUUUUAAUGGCUGAUAUUGAGAGCUUAAAGUGUGGGGGAAAGUUGGAGACAAUCAUGGAAAAUGAUGAUGAAGAGAAUAUUGUGGUGCUAGAAAGACAACUCGAAGAUUCAAAUUCAUUGAAUCAAUCACUCGAAGAUGAAUUCAUGUCCAUUCGUUCGAAAUUAGAAGCAACUGAAGUCGAACGUGUCGAAUACUUUGAUGAGAUUCAACAACUCAAAACUCAAUUGACAGAAAACAUUUCGAGGUGCAAGGAAUAUCAACAGGAAAUUGAGAAUUUAGAAAACGAGAAAAGCAAUUAUUUGUUUGAGCUUCACGAAUUGAAAUCCGAAGAAGAACGAAAUAUUCUACAAAAGGAACUGAAAAUGUAUAAAGAUCGUGAGGUGGAAUUGACGGAGAAGUUGACGAGACUGGAGAAAGAGCAUGCAAUGCUACAUGAAAAAUAUCAAUCACUCGAAAGUCAAACUGCAAGUCAGAUCAAAGAUUUAUCGACGUCACAGAAUCAGGAAGUUGAAGAGACGAGUAAGAUUUUAAAUGAAAAAGAUUUUCGAUUGAAAGAAGUUUUAUCGGAAGUUGAGCGAUUGAGAAGUGUUAAAGAUGAGUUGAGUGAGUUGGAGAAGAUAAAGAUAGAAUUAAUGAUGGAAUUGGAUCAGAUACGACAAUCUUUGUUACAAGCGAAUCAAGACAAAGAAUUGCUUGAAAGCAAAUGUGAAGAACUUGAAAAGACCAGCGCAGCCAACAUUGAAAACUUAAAGAAAUCGAAUGACUUGGUGCAAGAUUUACAGAAGAGAUUGUUGGAAACAAAUUCCAUUGAAGAAAUGAAUGCAAAAAUUGCUACAUUAGAAGAAACUCUCGCGAGUUCUAUGAAAGAGAAGGAAAAUUUGAUUGGUUUGGUGACAACAAAACAUAACGAGAAUGUGCAAUAUCAUAACGAGAUAAUUCGACUAAAUCAACUUUUACAACAGGAAACGCAAAAAGCUGAAAACAGUCACGCAGAGUCAGUUGAAUCGCUCAACGAUGAGAUUACAUUUUUACGUGAAAAAUGCGAUUUGCUUGCACAAAAUCUCAUUCAAGAACAGAAUAAUUUACGUAGUGUUCAACAAGAGAAACAAGAGGCGAUUGAGACAAACAACUCAUUGAAUAAGGAUAUUGAGAGAUUGCGACAACAUUUACUUGAGGUCGCUGAUGCGUACACAUUCGAGCAGGUGAGCUUACAAAAGCAAGUCGAAGAGUAUAAAAGUAAAUUGAUGGCGAUCGAAGCGGAAGCUAAACAUUCAGCGACAGCUUAUACAUCAGCAAACAUACGCGCUAAUCAGCAAGCAGAAACACUUCAAACACAGUAUAAUCUCUUGGCACAACAACGCGACGAACUGUUAGCUAAACUUAGUGCUGCUGAAGACAUCGACAACAAGAACCAAGCAGCAUUAACAAAUCUUCAAGUUGCCCUUGAAAUCUUUCAAAAAGAUAAAGAACGCGACAUUGAAGCCAAAACUGCUACAAUUCAAAAGGAGCUCGAUGAUGAGAAAGUCAAACAAGUGAGACUGGCUAAUGAAAUUCAAAAUCUACAACAACAGCUUCAGGAAGCUAAAAAUGGUUUGAUGGCAGCCGCUCGACUUAGUGACCAAAUGGAACUGAAUCAGCACACGAUCGAAAGGUUGAAUAAUGAAAUUGCAUCAUAUCAAAACACAAAUCAAUCCCUGAAGCGCCAAUUAGAGGAAAGCAAUGCCAACAUUAGCAACGCUGAUGUGGAUCUGAUUAAAAAUUUAGUCAUGGGUUAUAUAACAGCUCCGAACGCGAAUGCAAAAACUCAGAUCUUAAAACUGAUUGCUAAUGUUCUACAUUUGAACGACGCAGAAUGUACGAGAAUUGGUUUGAAUAGUGGAGGAACAGGCGUUGGUGGGUGGUUUUCAAGAGGAUCUAGCGAUAAAGUCAACAACAAUGUUAGUUUAACUGAAGCAUUCGUUGCUUUCUUAGAAAAAGAGUCACAGCCUCGUAUUAACGCAAAUCUCCUGGCAAUUCAUGAAAAUGAAACAACAACGCCAAGCAGUCGAAAAACCUCAACAUCUGGGAAUGUUCAAGUAACAACUCAACCUCCAAAUCAAUCAUCAGAAUCAGAUGCCACCACACCUGUUCCUAUUCUCCUUGGUGAAAAUUCACUUCUAGCGCCUUACAGUAAUCGAAACAGUUCCACAAUUCUCAAAGAUUUACUUCACGAUACUUGAUAACCGUUCGAUUAAAUCGCAUUGUAUUUAAAUAUUUCCUUGAUUGAAUGCAUUACUCCAUUUGACUUCCGUAAAAAAUUUCAUUAAACAAAACUAAUUUUAUAUUUGUCCGCACGUAAAUUCUCCGCGGUUCAUGUCCUUGUGCCAAUCACUAUUAAAAUAUAAAUUUGCUACAAUAAGAAAGAAGUCUUAAGCAAGCUUUUCAUACUUUUUUCACUAACUUCAAGAGUAAUCAGUUUGAAUAACAUUUAAAUGCGUUAAAUCGUUGUUAAUGUUCAUCACGUGAAUUUUCUCGUUCUCUCGUUCUUAAAAAGAAGAAAAUUGUAAAAAAAAAAGAAUUUUAUUGUUUGGAGCGUGUAAAUCCGCUCAUUAAUUUAAAAGACGAAAAUGAUUAAAUAAAUUAAAUCUAAUUAAAAAAUAAACAAAAAUUUUCUUUUAUUAUAAAUUGUCAAUUUUGUUUUAUUUAUUUAUGUUUGGAUUUUUUUAUACACUUUAAAUAUUUUGUUU
Clunio marinus is the source of this 3669-nucleotide messenger RNA. The record is from the annotation of a GenBank genome assembly. Lineage: Eukaryota; Metazoa; Arthropoda; Insecta; Diptera; Chironomidae.